Messenger RNA from Apaloderma vittatum (bar-tailed trogon), 2014 nucleotides. Its product is annotated as neurogenic locus notch homolog protein 2-like. The record is from RefSeq and is a predicted model, not a curated record. Gene Ontology annotation, biological process: Notch signaling pathway; apoptotic process; regulation of DNA-templated transcription. Gene Ontology annotation, molecular function: signaling receptor activity; protein binding. The coding region runs from base 36 to 1586 and encodes 516 amino acids. Lineage: Eukaryota; Metazoa; Chordata; Aves; Trogoniformes; Trogonidae. The transcript has 3 exons. Gene Ontology annotation, cellular component: signaling receptor complex.
UGAUCCGUAACAGAGUGACAGACUUGGAUGCUCGGAUGAAUGACGGAACGACCCCGUUAAUUCUAGCUGCGCGUCUGGCUGUGGAAGGAAUGGUGGCCGAGCUAAUUAAUUGCCAGGCAGAUGUGAACGCUGUAGAUGACCAUGGCAAAUCUGCUCUUCACUGGGCUGCUGCUGUUAAUAAUGUGGAAGCAACACUGGUGCUACUGAAAAAUGGAGCCAACAGAGACAUGCAGGAUAACAAGGAAGAGACACCACUCUUCCUUGCCGCUCGGGAAGGCAGUUUCGAAGCAGCGAAAAUCUUGUUGGACCAUUUUGCCAAUCGAGACAUCACGGACCACAUGGACCGCCUGCCCCGAGAUGUGGCCCAGGAUCGGAUGCACCACGACAUCGUGCAGCUCCUCAACGAGUACAACGUGGCGCACAGCCCCGCUGGGCACCCUGGCGCCAUGCUCAACUCUGCCCUCUCCCCAGUCAUCUGUGGCCCAAAUCGGUCCUUCCUCAAUCUGAAGCAUGCUUCGUUAAGCAAGAAGUCACGAAAACCGAACACCAAAGGCAUCAUGCCCACGAACCUCACCAAAGAUGCAAAGAGGAGAAGGAAGAAGUCCCUCAGUGAGAGCAAAGGGCAGUUUUCGGAGAGCUCAGUGACCUUGUCACCGGUUGAUUCCCUGGAAUCACCCCACGCUUUCGCAUCCGAACCAACGUCGUCUCCUGUGAUGCCGUCGCCAGGCGUGUUACACUCAUCGCCCAGCUCGCUGCUGACCGCUCCGUCGGUGCAGGCUGCGCACACCAUGUCCUUCUCCAACCUCCACGAGAUGCAGCCCUUAGGUCGUGGGUCCAGCACGGUGCUCCCAUCAGUCAGCCAGCUGCUUUCGCAGCACAGAACCACCCCCCCGAACAGUGGGCUUGCCAGGCUGCGACCGGCCAACGUUUCCACCGAGUGGAUGAACCGCAUGGAGGUGAACGAGUCCCAGUACAACGAGAUGUUCAGCAUGGUGCCGCAGGUGAUGCAUUCGCACCCCAGCGUUUCUCAGCAGAGCGGUUUGGUCCAAGCAGAUACAAAGCACAUGGGAGUGUCCCGGGAGUCUCUGCCCCCUAUCAUGACUUUCCAGCUGGUUCCCAAGGGUGGCAUAAACCAGCAAGCACUGCCACAGCAGGCCCAGUCAAACUGCGCUCAGAACAUGGCUGGUCCUCUUAGCUCCAUGUACCAGAUACCGGAUUUAGCUCAGCUGCCCAGCGCCUCGUUCUCCAUGGCCGCCAUCCCUCAGCAGGACGGGCAGGUGGCUCAGACAGUCCUGCCAGCCUACCACCAGUUCCAGAGCUCGAUGGGGAAGUACCCCACGCCUCCAUCACAGCACAGCUGCUACUCCUCCGCCACAGAACGGACUCCUAGCCACAACCGGCACUUACAAGGGGAGCACCCGUACCUGACUCCGUCACCCGAAUCUCCAGACCAGUGGUCAAGCUCCUCCCCACACUCUGCCUCCGACUGGUCUGAUGUGGCAACCAGUCCCAGUAACAACCAGCGUGGGCCAGCGGCCACUCAUAUGACGGAGCAGCAGCGGAACAACAUGCAGGUGUACGCCUGAAAGCUGGCCAAGGUGAAGCCCGAUUAAAGCGGACUCCAGAACUCAUGAAGGUCUUCCAAGACGAAAAUGAAGAACCGUUUUAGAAUCCAAGAGUCUUAAUGAGCCCAGGCUGUUCUUUCCUUGGAGGGACUGUGGUCGCUAUAGGCUUGUACGCUUUUAUGCUCAACAGAGAACUGUAGAAGCUGGUGAUGGAGAAGACCAGCUGGGUCACUUCUAACCAACUCCCGUGCACCUUGGGUGUGAUUGCUGUCUGCACUGGAUUCUCCAGUCUGUUUUUCAGUACGUUCCACCGUUUCUUUGGGGAGACAGCUCUUCAGCUUAAUGCAUCUCCUGGUCAUUUCUCCAGAAAUUUAGCCAAAACCAGCUUUGUAUCCUUAUUUUGUUACUCCUUUUGUUAUCCACAUAACCUCUCUCUGAAGCACCUUCUA